AUGGGAGACUUGAAAGACUUCGCCCGCCAGUCUGGACUGGACGUUGUUUACUCUGAAACUGGCCGAGAACAGGGCAGAGGGUUUGUGGAAUUUGAAACCGCCAACGACCUGAAGACCGCCGUGGAGAAACUGGACCAGCGAGAGUUCAAGGGCUCCGUCGUAUCUUGUGUCGCCGAUAUUCAGAACUUUGAGGAACGCCCCGUUCGUGACCCAUACCGGUCCCGUUCCCCACCACGUCGCCCCUACCCUGCCCCCAUGGAGGAGUACGACCGCCGGAUCCCUCCCCCACGUGGCUACAGUCCGCGGGAGCACUACCGUGAGCGGUCGCCGAUUCCUAUCCGCCGCGAUCCCUACUAUGAACGGGAUGGCUAUGCCCGCCGGACUCCCCCUCGCCCUCGGAUGGAAGACUACCCACCCCCACGUCGUCCCUACGAAGACCCCUACGAGGCCCGGCCUCCCCCACCCCCUCGCCACUAUGAUGAUCCCUACCUAGCUGCCCGGGGUUAUGGUCGUCCUCGCUCUCCACCAAGAGGCGAGUAUGUGCCUUACGACCGUCCUCGCUACUGGUAG
Messenger RNA from Penicillium roqueforti, 570 nucleotides. RefSeq lists its product as uncharacterized. Gene Ontology annotation, molecular function: RNA binding. Lineage: Eukaryota; Fungi; Ascomycota; Eurotiomycetes; Eurotiales; Aspergillaceae. The transcript is spliced from 4 exons. The record is from RefSeq and is a predicted model, not a curated record. Bases 1 to 570 code for a protein of 189 amino acids.